AUGAAUACAAAUAAUAAUAAUAAUACUGCAACUACAGCAAAUAAUUUACCACCAUCAACAUAUACACCAAAUAAUAAUGAAUCAAGACCAAAAGAUAAAACCAUAUCAAUAUUAAUUGUUAGCGAUAUCCAUUUAUCAUUUAAUAACAUUAAAAGAUUAAAUAAAGAAAUGGUUGAUAAUAAUAAAAAUAUUGAUCUUAUCAUAUGUUCAGGUGAUGUUUGUAACUUUGAUCCUGUAGAUUCAGAAGAUUUACUUAAAGUAUCAGCAUGCGAAGGUGAAAUGAGUAAUAUUUACACAUAUUUGCAUAAUAUCCAUAAAAACAUUAUCUAUAUUCCAGGUAACCACGAUGCAAAAACAACUCUAUUAUUCCCAAAGGGCGGAUCUCCACCAAAAUUAACUACACAUUCAAAUAAUAUCCACAAAAACUCAUACAGAUUAGAUGACGAUUUAGUUUUAGUUGGAUUGGGAGGAAGUUUACCAUCAAUUCGUAAUAAUGAAAAUCAUUGGGCUGGAUAUCCAUAUCAAACCGAACAGGAGGUUGAAACCGAUCUAACAGAAACUUUUGAAGCUUCUAAACAACAACAAACAAUAAAUUCAAAAAGCCCAUUAAAGACAAAUGAUAAAAUAGUUUUAUUAACUCAUAUGGGACCAUACAAUUCAAGUACUACUAUUGACCAAAUUGAAUGCAAAGAUGCUGAAAUAUAUUCUGGUAGUAAAUCAAUUAAUAAAUUUAUUUUAGAAAAUCAAAGUCAAAUAUUUUUAAAUAUCCAUGGUCAUACACACCAUGCUACCGGUAUGGCUAGAGUUGGCAAAACCUAUGUGGUUAAUCCAGGUUCAGUUAGAUCUGGUCAUUAUGUAAUUUUAACUUUAGAAAAAUACUGUGGACAAUUAUGGAGAACCAAAUCAACCGAAUUCUUCAAAUUAUAA
Molecule: messenger RNA, 927 nt
Organism: Dictyostelium purpureum
Lineage: Eukaryota; Evosea; Eumycetozoa; Dictyosteliales; Dictyosteliaceae
Exons: 3
Coding region: 1-927 (308 amino acids)
Molecular function (GO): hydrolase activity
Source: RefSeq, a predicted model, not a curated record